Drosophila arizonae is the source of this 1400-nucleotide messenger RNA. It is a transcript of the gene Coprox, whose product is annotated as oxygen-dependent coproporphyrinogen-III oxidase. The record is from RefSeq and is a predicted model, not a curated record. Gene Ontology annotation, cellular component: cytoplasm. Lineage: Eukaryota; Metazoa; Arthropoda; Insecta; Diptera; Drosophilidae. Gene Ontology annotation, molecular function: coproporphyrinogen oxidase activity.
AAUUGGCUUUAAAUGCCGGUGCAAGAAGAAGACACAUAGAUAACAAGUGUUGUUCGUAACAUAAAAACAGUUGUAAAUGCAAUAGAUUAAAUUAAAUAUGAAUGCUUUACGACACACAAUUUCAAUCGUGGCGCUGGGCACCUUUCAGCUUGGACGCCGCAUGAAAAGCCAGCAUUUGCAUGGACUCCUGCUUGGCACUGGGCUUGGCCUUUCCACCAUCGCAUCGGUCACGUACGCACAGGCCGAAGCAGCAAAGGUCAACCGAAAGUUGAACGUAUCCAAAUUCAUGGCUGAGCCCAUUACGGACUCAGCUGUUUUGUUGUCCGAUCAAGACAAUAUGCGCCAUCGCAUGGAAUUGAUGAUCAUGGAGAUUCAAGCUGAUUUUUGUCGUGCACUCGAAUCGGAAGAGUUCAAUGGCCAGAAAUUCAAAGUGGACCGCUGGCUGCGCAAGGAAGGUGGUGGUGGCGUCACCUGUGUCCUGCAAGACGGCGACGUUUUCGAGAAGGCUGGCGUCAAUGUCUCGGUUGUGACCGGCUCCCUUCCACCAGCGGCCGUUCAGCAGAUGCGGUCAAGAGGCAAAGAUCUGGCGGAGAACGUUAAAUUGCCAUUCUUUGCUAGCGGCGUCAGCGCUGUCAUCCAUCCGCGUAAUCCCCAUGUGCCGACCAUUCACUUUAACUAUCGUUACUUCGAGGUGGAGUUGCCCGAUGGCUCAAAGCAGUGGUGGUUCGGUGGCGGUACAGAUCUGACGCCCUACUACUUGGACGAAAGCGAUGCCCGCCAUUUCCAUAAGACGCUGAAGAGCGCCUGCGAUGAGCAUAACACCUCCUACUAUCCAAAGUUUAAGAAGUGGUGCGACGACUACUUCCACAUCAAGCAUCGCAACGAGUCGCGUGGCAUUGGAGGCAUCUUCUUCGAUGACAUCGACGAGCCCAACCAGGACGGCGCCUUCAAAUUCGUAACCAGCUGCGCUCGUGCCGUAAUCCCAUCGUACCUGCCGUUGGUGCAGAAGCACAAGAAUGCGGACUACGGUACCAAGGAGCGCGAGUGGCAACUGCUACGACGCGGCCGCUACGUGGAGUUCAAUCUAAUCUAUGAUCGUGGUACUAAAUUCGGACUCUAUACUCCCGGUGCCCGCUACGAGAGCAUCCUAAUGUCCCUGCCGCUGCACGCCCGUUGGGAAUAUAUGCACGAACCAAAAGCUACGUCCAAGGAGGGUGACUUACUAAUGGUUCUGCGAAAUCCGAAGGAAUGGGUUUAACUUAAAUUGUGUUAUAUUUUUAUUUUACUAUUAAUGGGAUUGGUGCCUUUCAUGAUAAAGUUUUGAUUAUAGAAUAAGAAUUGACAAUAUUUAUGCCCGUACAAUCUAUUUCCGUUAAAAAUUAAAAAGUUUAAUUUUACGA